AUGGGCGCAUCGCUGCAGGAAUCUUCAGGACAAAUUACUCUGGUAGAAAUGCGUCAAGACGCCUCAAGACGCCUCAAGACCCCUCAAGACGCCUCAAGACCCCUCAAGACGCCUCAAGACGCCUCAAGACCCCUCAAGACGCCUCAAAGCAUCCCAUCCUUGAGAAAGAACUUCUCUUUCAUUGAGGGUUCUUGUCAACAAUCAGGUCUCGAACUACAGCAAGUUUCAGACGAGCGUUCAAACUGUCGAGAAGCUCACCACAGGGCCCAUCACCAAAAGGCCCAGUGGUCCACAGCCAAAUACGACGAUUUGUUCACCAAGACUCGUAUUCGUAUCAUCACGACAUGCUACGGGCUUUCACCGCCCCCACACCCGUGCAUACCACCACCCGUGCAUACCACCACCCGUGCAUACCACCACCCGUGCACACCACCACCCACACACCAUACAGCUCCCGCUUCCCGACCUUGGAUCCGCACACCCGUGCACCCCUUGUCGUCCAUCCCGCUCUGA
This is a messenger RNA of Lachancea meyersii CBS 8951, 513 nucleotides long. NCBI's taxonomy places the organism in Eukaryota, Fungi, Ascomycota, Saccharomycetes, Saccharomycetales, Saccharomycetaceae. The record is from the annotation of a GenBank genome assembly.